Messenger RNA from Penicillium bovifimosum, 3279 nucleotides. RefSeq names its product glycoside hydrolase family 47 protein. Gene Ontology annotation, cellular component: endoplasmic reticulum; membrane. The annotation marks the transcript as partial. Gene Ontology annotation, molecular function: calcium ion binding; mannosyl-oligosaccharide 1,2-alpha-mannosidase activity. Gene Ontology annotation, biological process: carbohydrate metabolic process; endoplasmic reticulum mannose trimming; mannose trimming involved in glycoprotein ERAD pathway. The transcript has 4 exons. Lineage: Eukaryota; Fungi; Ascomycota; Eurotiomycetes; Eurotiales; Aspergillaceae. The record is from RefSeq and is a predicted model, not a curated record.
UCCACAGCCCAUUCGGCGCCCAUCCAUGACCCCAGUGUCUACAUAUGUUCCGUGAAGCGCAGACGGAGACAGAUGUUCAUCCGCUCCGCCUGGAUGAUGGUGGUCUGGGCCGUUCUCCUGUCACUUUGGCUCACUGUCGCCCACGGUAUGCGAGACAGCCAGGUGCGGGAAUUGAGACAAGAAACUGAGCGCAUGUUCUUUCACGGCUUCGACAACUACCUCCAAUACGCGUUCCCCGAAGACGAAUUGCGCGCGCUGACCUGCGGCCCACUUGUUCGCGACGAGAAGAACCCGGAAAAUAACGAUGUGCUUGGGAAUUAUUCCUUGACCUUGAUUGACAGCUUGUCGACGCUGGCGAUCUUGUCGUCAAGUCCGGACAGCGGCGAGCGAGCUUUGGCGCAUUUUCAAGAUGGUGUCGAGGGCUUUGUUAGGCUGUAUGGGGAUGGCUCGGACGGCCCUGCUGGUCAGGGUGAGAGGUCGAGGGGCUUCGAUUUGGAUAGCAAGGUGCAAUUAUUCGAGACUGUGAUUCGAGGACUGGGGGGAUUGCUCAGCGCUCACCUUUUCGCCGUCGGUGAGCUACCGAUCACCGGUUACGAGCCAUCAGAACGGGAUGCUGCUUUUGCAAGCGCGUGGGAUAAAACAGGCUUUGGGGAAAGGGACCAUGGCAUCCAAUGGGAGAAUGGCUUUGUCUACGACGGGCAACUUCUUCGACUGGCUGUGGAUUUAGCGCACCGGUUGCUCCCAGCAUUUUAUACGAAAACGGGCCUUCCCUACCCCCGAGUCAAUCUGCGCCACGGAAUACCGUUCUACGAAAAUGCCCCUCUGAAUCGCAACGUAGGAGAUGCCGGUGGAAAGAGGAAAACCAAGUCAACUGAGUCUUCUGAACCCGCUGAGACUUGUAGCGCCGGCGCGGGCAGUCUAGUCCUCGAACUGACCGUUCUGAGCCGGCUCACCGGCGAUGGACGGUAUGAAGACCUUGGCAAGAGGGCGUUCUGGGCAGUCUGGAACCGCCGGAGUGACAUCGGCCUGCUUGGGUUUGGCAUUGAUGUGGAGUCGGGGAAAUGGGUGGGGCCAUGGAGCGGAAUUGGUGCGGGUAUUGACAGCUUCUAUGAGUAUGCCGUCAAAGCCCACGUACUCUUGUCCGAGGGAGAGCGCCUGCCCUUCGACCCCGAGAGCCCCUGGGCAGCGUUGGACUCAUACUAUGCUCCUCUGACGGAGUACCAGCAUACCGCUGAGGCCUUCCGACAGGUUUGGGAGGAAUCGCAUACUGCGAUUAAUCGGCACCUGUUCCGAGGCGAAGGGUAUCAGCACCCCCAUCUCAUUGUAGGAGAUGUGCUCACCGGUGCCACGCGAGCUUUCUGGAUCGAUAGUCUAAGCGCAUUUUAUCCGGGGGUCCUCGCCCUGGAUGGUAAGCUGGAUGAAGCUAUCCAGAUACAUCUGCUGACUACCGCUAUCUGGACACGCUACUCGGGUAUUCCUGAGCGAUGGAACGUCGCUACUGGUGAUAUUGAUAAUGGGAUGCCGUGGUACGGCGGUCGACCCGAGUUCAUCGAGUCCAACUACUAUAUUUACCGGGCGACGCAGGAUCCAUGGUAUCUUCAUGUCGGAGAGAUGGUUCUCAGCGAUCUCAAGCGGCGUUGCUGGACCAAGUGUGGCUGGGCUGGCAUUCGAAACGUUCUGACUGGCGAGCUCAUUGACCGAAUGGAGAGCUUUUUCAUCGGCGAGACAGCCAAAUACCUUUAUCUGCUGUUCGAUCGGGAUCACCCGCUGAACAAGAUUGAUGCCCCCUGGGUCUUCAACACCGAAGGACAUCCUCUCAUCAUCCCGAAGAGGGCGGCAUCCCCGCCUCCUCGGCAGCAAACCCCGUCCCGAGACCAGGACGUCGCCGGUGGAGUCUGCCAAAUUAUCCCCUCUCCGUUCUUUGGUGUGUCUUCCACCGCAUCACGUUCAGACAUCUUCCAUGCCGCCACUCUGGCUCGCUUGGAUUUGAUGCCCGAUCGAGGAGCCGAGGGUCCAAUUUUGGAGAACUCGCCUGGACAUCAGAGUGUCUUUGUGUCCGACCUCUCCUCGCCAACUAAUUACACAUUCUACCCCUGGACGCUGCCUCCCCAGCUCGUCCCAUUCGACGCGAUCAGUGCCCCUAUGGCCGUCCGGCCCACGCUCGACAUCUCAUUCCCAUCACUUCCAGGCGGUGUAAACCUGGGACCCGGUGCACUGGAGCGUGUCCGAGACGGAGUCAUUGUGAAGACAAUCGGAGGACUGCGACUGAGUAUGGUUCAGGAUGUACGGCUGGAAGACCCGACUGCCAUGGCAGGAGAGGAAGACGGGUACCGGGUGCAGGUGAUCAACAAUGUGCCGUUGGGAAAAGAUGAGAAGGUAUAUCUCUCUCGCCAGAUCACCUUUGAUGUCGUCGACCCAUAUGAUCCAAACUUCACCCGGGUUCGCGACAAUGCCAUGCUUGACCUCGUCAUUGACGUUCUCCCAGAACCCUCUCGCCGACGUAAUGGUUCGGCUCCUCCAGGAGAUGAACAACCUGAAACGGAUAAUCCACCCCCAGCCCAUCUCGGAGCCCACAGCGCCUCUUCUGUCGACGAUGCCGCCAUCGUCGACUCGCCAGACUCAACUGUGAAAGCCGUGCUAUCAUCUCUGAUGAACUCGGUCUCGUCUUUGCUUCGCGACCCGCCGGUCGAACCUGCCCCGCUCAGACUGACUCUCCCCGCUGCUAUCUCUACAGGCAUUGGGUCCAGCCCAUUGCCGGAUGUUGAGGAUGCGGUCAUCGCCUCCUUAUUCGGCAAUCCAUCCACAACCCGCCUCUCGUGGUCCAGUAUAUAUUUCGCCGGCGAGCUAUGUAACGAGCGAAUCCUGCGCGAGGUUGCCCAUAAUCACGAAGUCCUCGUUAUCAAACGCGGUGGCUGCACUUUCUCUGAAAAGCUCCGCAAUAUCCCUGCCUAUCGACCCACGCGAUCUGCGCUGAAGAUGAUCGUCGUAGUCUCUUACGACGACAUGCCCGGCUUCAACCAGCAGAAAGGAUCAAUGGCUGGCGGGUCUGGUUCGGCCAUCGCUGCUGUCCGUGCUGAGUCUAGUCUCGUCCGUCCUCAUCUCGAUGAAGCCCAAAUGACCCCCAGCGGUAUCCCGCGCAACUACCUCAUCAGCAUGGUCAUGGUCGGUGGCGGAGAUGAAACAUACGAACUCCUACGCCAUGCAAGCAGUAUUGGUAUCAAGAGACGGUACAGCAUGCGCUCGCGUGGUGUCCCCAUUACGAAUCUACACAUUGUUUGA